CGAGCCACUUCACUUUGCUGGCUGAGAUAGUGCAGUUUGUAGAAUCUCAGGCACUGACGUCAAUAAGGCCCUGAUGCAGAUUAGAUCCUGGUCACCAGAGGCCACUCACCGCUAAAGCACUGGCGGGCCGAGGCCUGGUGAUCGCUCUCGGGGGAGCCAGGGGCCGGGACCCGGUCCUCUUGGCACCCAGGGAGCGGGGGGCUGGGACCCGGUCCUCUUGGCGCCCAGGGAGCGGGGGGCCGGGACCUGGUUCUCAGGGCACCCACGCUGUCAGCCUCCCUUGCACCCCGAGGUGGCGAGGUGGCUUCACUGCCCUGGCUGUGACCCCCCUCACGUCCCAGUGGGAAGACGCAUGAGGCCGUGGGCUGGGAAGCAGACAGCCGUGGGGUGCGCUCAGAAGAGUCAAAGCCGUGCUCCCUAGCAGGUUCCUAGCGUGUGUGUAAAUGUGGGUGUCUGCUGCCCAAACUCCAAGGAGACCGCUUGGUAAAUAGGGUGUUUUCCAUGUGAUGGAGCGGUAACCUGCUUUUAUCACCAAAUGACGUUGCUGUGUCACCACAGCAAAGCGGGCGGCCUUGGUGUUUUGUCUGCCCUGGGAAGGUGCAGCCUCCCAGCCUCCUGGUUCUCACCAAGCGGCACCUUCCAGAGACUGUGGGGGGAGGAGGAAGGUGCUAUGGGGGCAGAGAAAAUUGCCCCCGAGCAGGCACAGAAUCGAGGCUCAGAAUGGGGUGCAGCACGGCCUUCAAGGUCUUCACUGAGGCAGGGAGCCAGGAGCCCCCGGUGACGGUCACACCCCAGCGAUGGCUGAGUCACUAUUAGGAGCCGAGCUUUGAGCUGUGAGGCUCCCACCUCCUCAGGCCCCCGUGACCCAGGCCUCCAGGCUGCGGAGGGGAGUGAAGGGCGGAUGUGCUCUCCCCUCUGCCAGCAGCCCUGGUGCCCACUGGGUGGGUCCCUGGGUUACUAUCUGCCGGCUGUGGCUGAACUUUCGCGGGGCCUGUAGCUGGUUGUGACUGUCCUGCCUGGAUUCGGUCCGUGUCCUGCGCAGUGUGUCACGCGCUCACCUCUGUAGCACAAGCGGCGCUGAGUACAUGGCUGAUUCGUUUUUCACCGGCUGGCACCUUUCUUCAAAUGCUGGAACUACAUUUGCACGACUGUUCACUCAGGGGUGACUCGCUGGUGGGUGUCCCGGCGGGCGCUGACGGCUGGCUCUCCCGCAGGUGCCGCAGUGGUGUGCCGAGUACUGCCUCUCCGUCCAUUACCAGCACGGGGGCGUGGUGUGCACGCAGGCACACAAGCAGCCCGCCGUCCAGCUCGCCCUGCGCGUGGCGGACGAAAUGGAUGUCAACAUUGGCCACGAGGUCGGCUACGUGAUCCCGUUUGAGAACUGCUGCACCAGCGAGACGAUCCUGAGGUACUGCACUGAUGACAUGCUGCAGCGGGAGAUGAUGUCCAGCCCCUUCCUGGCCAGCUACGGCGUCAUCGUCCUGGACGACAUCCAGGAGAGAAGCAUUGCCACCGACGUGCUGCUCGGGCUUCUCAAAGGCGUCUUGCUGGCGAGGCCGGAGCUGAAGCUCGUCAUUAACACCCCGCCCCUGCUGCUCAGCAAGCUCAGCGCUCACUACGGCGACGUGCCGCUGGUGGAGGUGCCGAGCAGGCGCCCCGUGGAGGUGGUGCACCGCAGCGGGGCUCCGGACGAGGCUCUGGAGUCUGUUUUGCGCCUCAUCCUGGAAAUUCACCACUCUGGUGAGAAGGGCGACAUUGUCGUCUUCCUGGCCUGUGAACAAGAUAUUGAAAAAGCCUACGAAACCGUCUGUCGAGAAGGCUGUCACCCUGACGCAGACCACGGCGAGCUGGUGGUGGUGCCUUUGUACCCAAGAGAGAAGUGUGCGCUGUUCAAGCCAAACGACGAGACAGAGAGAAGCUGCCCAGCCCCUCAGCGGCGAGUGGUGCUGACCGCCAGCCCCGGGGAGGCGCUGAUCGGGAGCAGCUCGGUCCGCUUUGUCAUCGACGUGGGUGUGGAGAGGAGGAAGGUGUACAACCCGCGCAUCCGGGCGAGCUCGCGGGUCAGGCAGCCCAUCAGCCAAAGCCAAGCGGAGGCGCGCAAGCAGAUCCUCAGCUCGUCAGGAAAGCUGUUCUGUCUGUACUCGGAGGAGUUUGCCUCCAAGGACAUGCGGCCGCUGAAGCCGGCCCAAGUGCAGGCGGCCAACCUGACGAGCAUGGUGCUCUUCAUGAAGCGCGUCGCCAUCGCGGGCCUGGGCCACUGCGACCUCCUCAACACACCAGCCCCCGAGAGCCUGAUGCAGGCCCUGGAGGACCUGGACUACCUGGCGGCGCUGGACAACGACGGGAACCUGUCGGAGUUUGGCAUCAUCAUGUCCGAGUUCCCCCUGGACCCACAACUCUCCAAGUCAAUCCUCGCGUCCUGCGAGUUUGACUGUGUAGACGAGAUGCUGACCAUCGCUGCUAUGGUAACAGCUCCCAGCUGCUUCUCACAUCUGCCGCGUGGAGCGGAGGAGGCUGCCCUGACUUGUUGGAAGACAUUUCUACAUCCCGAAGGCGAUCACUUUACCCUCAUCAAUGUUUACAAGGCCUACCAGGACGCAGCUCUGAGCUCCGCCAGCGAGCACUGCGUGGAGAAGUGGUGCCACGAGCGCUUCCUGAACUGCGCCGCCCUGAGGAUGGCGGGUGCCAUCCGCGCCGAGCUCGUGGACAUCGUCCGGCGGAUCGAGCUGCCCUACGCAGAGCCCGCGUUCGGCUCCCAGGAGAACACGCUGAACAUCAAGAAGGCCCUGCUGUCCGGCUUCUUCAUGCAGAUCGCCCGGGACGUGGAUGGGUCGGGCAACUACCUGAUGCUGACGCACAAGCAGGUGGCGCAGCUGCACCCGCUGUCCAGCUACUCGCUCGGCAGGAAGACGCCUGAGUGGGUCCUCUUCCACAAGUUCAGCAUCUGCGAGAACAACUACAUCAGGAUCACGUCCGAGACCUCCCCGGAGCUGUUUGUGCAGCUGGCGCCCCAGUACUACUUCAGCAACCUGCCCCCCAGCGAGAGCAAGGACAUCCUGCAGCAAGCCAUGGACCGCCUGGCCCCCGCCCCCGCCCCGAAAGGGGAGCAGACGCCCUGCGAGAAGUGCCCUGAAACUACUGAACAAAGGUGCGCCCUGCAGUGACGCCUCAGAAGCUCCCAGAGCGCCACGCGCCGUGAACGCCCCGUCGGCCUGCGGGGCCAGCGCCGGGCAGCAACUCACGGGAGGACAGCCUCUGAGCCGCACAGGAGUCUUGAAACAAACUCAUAUUUUGUAUAUUAUUUAAAAAUAAAACAUAGACGUUUUUAUUGA
This is a messenger RNA of Myotis myotis, 3332 nucleotides long. It is a transcript of the gene DHX32, whose product is annotated as DEAH-box helicase 32 (putative). Gene Ontology annotation, cellular component: intracellular anatomical structure; spliceosomal complex. The coding region runs from base 1332 to 3164 and encodes 610 amino acids. The record is from RefSeq and is a predicted model, not a curated record. NCBI's taxonomy places the organism in Eukaryota, Metazoa, Chordata, Mammalia, Chiroptera, Vespertilionidae. Gene Ontology annotation, molecular function: RNA binding. The transcript is spliced from 11 exons.